This is a messenger RNA of Volvox carteri f. nagariensis, 771 nucleotides long. RefSeq lists its product as uncharacterized. The transcript has 4 exons. Gene Ontology annotation, cellular component: NatC complex. Gene Ontology annotation, molecular function: protein-N-terminal amino-acid acetyltransferase activity. The record is from RefSeq and is a predicted model, not a curated record. NCBI's taxonomy places the organism in Eukaryota, Viridiplantae, Chlorophyta, Chlorophyceae, Chlamydomonadales, Volvocaceae. Gene Ontology annotation, biological process: N-terminal peptidyl-methionine acetylation. The coding region runs from base 8 to 613 and encodes 201 amino acids.
AUUAGAUAUGGCUGAUCCAUUAGCAGAUGGAGCCUCUGAACGGAUACAAAGCGGCACGGAAGCAUCUGGCAGCAGCAUUCGCUACGUCCAGUACACGGACGAGAAUGACUUGCCCAUCGUCAUGGACCUCGUGGAUAAGGAGCUCAGCGAGCCAUACUCCAUUUUUACAUAUCGUUACUUCUUGCAUCAGUGGCCCCACCUUUGCUUUAUCUCCUAUGAUGGGGACAAGCCAUUCGGCACGGUCGUGUGCAAGAUGGACUUGCACAGAGAGCGGAUGCGCGGCUACGUCGCCAUGCUUGUAGUGGACAAGGCUUACCGCGGGAAACGCGUUGGAUCUGAGCUCGUCAAGAUGGCGAUCUCCGAGAUGGUGAAGGGCGGCUGUGAGGAGGUGAUGUUGGAGGCGGAGGUGGUCAACACGGGGGCCCUGAGGCUGUAUCAGGGACUGGGUUUCGUGCGGGACAAGCGACUGCACAGGUACUACCUGAACGGUGUGGACGCCUACCGCCUCAAGCUGCUGCUGAAGCUGUCGGAGGCCAGGUUGGCGGAGCCGGCGGCGGCGGCGGAGACAGGAGGCGACGGAGGCGCGGAGGUCGCGACGGAUAUGAUUGCAUGACUGGAGGCCCCGGCCCCUGGCCCCCUCUCGUACCCUCGAGUGCCCCUUCCCGGCAGUGGCGACCGCAUGUCGCCACAGUUAUAACUGGCGAACGACCUGGGUGUCGACGUGCCGCUGCACGCUGUCUUUCUUGAGUAGAUAUUAAUAGUCAUGAUGAU